AUGUCUCAUAAUGUAGAACAACCUAAUAACCCAAGAAUUCCUAGCGCAAUCCAAGUGCCUGAAGGGAACGAAUUUAAAUUUUUACUUUACGCUUUGGGUUUAAACGUAUACGUUUGCAAUACAACUACUCCAGAAUGGGUUUUCACUAGGGCAAUUGAUACAACACUUAUCAAUGAUAUUACAAAGAAGGAAAUGUUUAUUACGAAAUAUGAAGUCGCUGAACAUUUCUUCCUGGACAAACCCGUAAAUGGUGGUUCUGCGAUUUGGAAAUCUUUGGUACCAGGUGAUACCUCUUUUGUAAUAACAGUCCUCGCCGCGGACACACUAUCACCUGAUGGUACUGAUAAUAUCGAUUGGCUGUUACUGAAUGUAACUGCAACCGGAGGACAUGGUGCAUUUGCUGAUAAUACAUACAUUCUUCGUGUAAAUACUCAAAAAGGAAUACCUCCUCCUGCUAGUGAAUGUGAGACAGAUGGUGAUGAAAUCAGGAGCGACUUUUUAGUCGAAUAUUGGUUUUAUCGUUAA
Molecule: messenger RNA, 525 nt
Organism: Funneliformis geosporum
Lineage: Eukaryota; Fungi; Glomeromycota; Glomeromycetes; Glomerales; Glomeraceae
Source: the annotation of a GenBank genome assembly